This is a messenger RNA of Pipistrellus nathusii (Nathusius's pipistrelle), 2076 nucleotides long. NCBI's taxonomy places the organism in Eukaryota, Metazoa, Chordata, Mammalia, Chiroptera, Vespertilionidae. The record is from the annotation of a GenBank genome assembly.
AUGGCUGAUUUAAAACCCCAGAAUAUCAACUGGCGGGCGAGUGCCAAUCGGCAAGAGCACCACACAGACUCUUACAACAGCCAGGAGCUCGUCUUACGGCGAGGUCAACCGUUCACUUUCUCCUUGACCCUCAACCGGGCUCUUAUAUCUGGAGAACGUCUGGGGUUCAUAGCCUCCACAGGACCCUCCCCGUCAGAGUCAGCCAAAACGAAGGCUGUGUUUUCACUCUCCAACGGGACGAGCAGUGGCAGCUGGUAUGCACAGCUCCUGUCCCAGAGGGAGAACACUCUGAACAUCUCCAUCUCCAGUCCUGCCAAUGCGCCCAUCGGAUGGUACACGCUGAGCCUUCAGAAUGGCAACGGCAUCACUCAGAAGCUUGGGAUGAUAAUACUGCUCUUUAACCCCUGGUCGCAAGCGGAUAGUGUCUUUAUGAAUAACCAAGCUGAGAGAGGGGAGUACGUUCUGGAAGAUUCUGGCUCCAUAUUUGUGGGAAGCACAAAUCGAAUUAGCAUGGUUGGCUGGAACUUCGGACAGUUUGAAGGAGACAUUCUGAACAUCUGCCUCGCGAUCCUGGAUAAAAGUCUAAAUUUCCGCCGUGACCCUGCUACCGACACAGCCCGCAGAGGUGACCCCAAAUAUGUCGGCCGGGUGCUGAGUGCCAUGGUCAAUAGCAAUGAUGACAACGGCGUGAUAGCUGGGAACUGGAGUGGCAGCUACACCGGGGGCCGGGACCCCAGGAACUGGAACGGCAGCGUGGAGAUUCUCAAGGAGUGGAAGAAAUCUGGCUUCAGGCCAGUCCGGUUCGGCCAGUGCUGGGUCUUUGCUGGGACCCUCAACACAGUGCUGCGGUGUUUGGGGAUUCCCGCCCGCGUGAUCACCAACUUCAACUCAGCUCAUGACACAGACAGAAACCUCAGCGUGGAUGUGUACUACGACCCCAUGGGAAACCCCCUGGACAAAGGCAGUGACAGUGUUUGGAAUUUCCACGUCUGGAAUGAAGCCUGGUUUGUGCGGAAUGACCUGGGCCCCUCGUACAAUGGAUGGCAGGUUCUGGACGCCACUCCCCAGGAGAGGAGUCAAGGGGUGUUCCAGUGCGGCCCCGCCUCGGUGGCGGCUAUCCGAGAGGGCGACGUGAACCUGGACUUCGACAUGCCCUUCAUCUUUGCGGAGGUGAACGCCGACCGCAUCACCUGGAUCUACGACGCCCGCCGCAACUCCCAGAAGAAGAAUUCCUCGGACACCAACACCAUCGGCAGGUACAUCAGCACGAAGGCGGUGGGCAGCUACUCCCGCAUGGACGUCACCGAGAAGUACAAGUUCCCAGAAGGUUCAAGCCAGGAAAGGCAAGUGUUUGAGAAGGCCGUGGGGAAACUGAAACCCAGUAGAACAUUCGGCCCAACGUCUGCCACAGACGUCGAAAGAGACGAACGGGAGCCCAGCAUCUCCGGGGUGUUCAAGGUCAUGGGCAUCUUGGCGGUGGGCAAAGAAGUCAACCUGGCCCUGACGCUCAAAAACCUGACAAGGGACAUGAAGACGGUGACGGUGAACAUGACGGCCUGGACCAUCGUCUACAACGGCACGCUCGUCCACGAGGUGUGGAAGGACUCGGUCACCAUCACUCUGGACCCUGAGGAAGAAGUGCAGCAUCCUGUGAAGAUCACCUACGCUCAGUACGAGAAGUACCUGAAGGCGGACAACAUGAUCCGGACCACAGCCGUGUGCCAGGCCGCUGAUGAGGCCGAGGUGGUGGUGGCGAGGGACAUCAUCCUGGACAACCCCACCCUGACCCUGGAGCUGCUGGACCAGGCCCACGUGCGGAAGCCCGUGAACGUGCAGAUGCUUUUCUCCAACCCACUGGACGAGCCGGUGAAGAACUGCGUGCUGAUGGUGGAGGGGAGCGGCCUGCUGCUGGGCAGCCUCAAGAUCGACGUGCCGACCCUGCGCCCCAAGGAGCGGUCCCGGGUACGUUUCGAGAUCAUGCCCACCCGGAGUGGCACCAAGCAGCUGGUCGCUGACUUCUCCUGCGACAGGUUCCCCGCGAUCAAGGCCAUGCUGUCUGUUGACGUGGCCAAGUGA